AUGACUUCCCCACUGGCCUGUGACUUUCCUCUGAUCAACACAGCAUCGCUUAGUCAGGCUCCCAUGGGUGAUUCGUUCCUUCAGCUCAACAUCACCUAUCCACCAGAGUUGAACCAUCGUGUGCUCUUUAAUGGUGUACCUUGUGGAACUGUCAAUGGUCCAAUCUUCACGUGCAAGACCGGCCUGAAACUAGAGAAUGGUCAAUCUUACACUGUGGAGUUGGCCAAUGACUAUUACUCUGACAAGAAGGUGUUUGAAAACUAUGCUCUGCCAUAUCCAAAAGUGACUGCAUUCUCUACAUUGACAACAGAGGGUGGUUCCAUAACAAUGUCUGGUAGUUUUGGUCAACUACAACAACCCCUAGUAACAAUCAAUGGUCAACCAUGUAACAUCACCAGCACCAAACAUGAUAGUCUCACAUGUACAAUAGCUGGUCCCCUUGAAGCUGGACAAGCCACUGUGGACAUUCAAGUAGAUGGUUAUGGAUUCACCAACAAGUUACUCAACAUUGCCACCAGUGCAAAGUGCCUGAAGCCAGGUUUCUGUGGUAGUCAUGGCUCGUGUGACACUGAUCUUGGUCAGUGCUCAUGUCAGACCAAUUACUAUGGUGAACAAUGCCAAUACUCUUUGUCCGACCGUGCUGUGUUCACACCCAACUCGUCAGACCCAACAGCAGUAUUCGUCUAUGGAGGAUAUAACUUCCGAUUCUCCAUAUUCUCAGUGCAGGAGAUACUUCCCAAUGGCGACGUUCUUUAUGAGGUGAAGCCCACCAACUGGACUGGCCAAGUUACCAACAGUACAUCCCUGACUACGAUAGACUACACCUUGAAUCAGACUGAUGCCACACAGACCGAUCUCCGUCUGUCUGCUUCGAUUGCCUACUCUGAUGUUGCACGAACAGUGACCUUUGGCUCCAAGACCUUCAAUCUUGCCCCACGAUCCAUCAAGAUUGGAGUGAACAUAUCUGAUUGGAAGUACUCUAGCAACAUCAACACACUGAGAGUGGUAUUUGUCACAGCCAUCAACCCCAACCAAACGACUGGAUGCGACAAGACCAGUCUUCCAUCCUAUGGCUAUGCCCAAGGAUCCAUAACCAACCUCAUGGUUCAAAAGGAUGAAGUACUGUUCUAUGGACGAUUCCUGGACUAUGCCAUCUCUGAUGGUCGCGAGACCUUCACUAGAAACGAGCUGAUUAGCACCGACCUGGAAUCAGAUUUGGCCUACAUGGGCAUCAAUCUACCGCAGUGCAAAAAGUGUAUGCUUGAUCCAGACUUUUCAGCACUGGUCUCUGGUGACAACAAUCAUGGUUGUCCUCAGGCAUUCGAGGUAUGGAAGAUCGCCCUGAUCAGUGGAUUGGUCGGUGGUGUUGUACUGAUUGGCUUGGCUCUAGUGAUCUACACUCAGAGGAAGGCCAUCUAUCUAAAGUACUUGGAUCUGACUGGAAAGAGAUCAAACUCCAAAAUGCAGUUGGAUGAGUUGAGUAGCUCUCGUGCAAGUGUAACUAUUACUGGAUAA
This is a messenger RNA of Acytostelium subglobosum LB1, 1515 nucleotides long. RefSeq lists its product as hypothetical. The record is from RefSeq and is a predicted model, not a curated record. The coding region runs from base 1 to 1515 and encodes 504 amino acids. The transcript has a single exon. NCBI's taxonomy places the organism in Eukaryota, Evosea, Eumycetozoa, Acytosteliales, Acytosteliaceae.